Effrenium voratum is the source of this 4215-nucleotide messenger RNA. Lineage: Eukaryota; Dinophyceae; Suessiales; Symbiodiniaceae. The record is from the annotation of a GenBank genome assembly.
AUGAUCGCAUUCUUUGAGCUGGAGUGCCCGCACACGGCGCCGGAGGAGGCGAUCCUGCUGGUGGGCGGUGAUGGGGUCAUCGGCAACUGGGACCUCCACGGGGCGGUGAUGAUGGAGACGAGCGCGCAGCGGUUCCCCUGGUGGGUCACCUCCGGGCCCCUGGUGUUCGACUCGGAGGUGGAGUUCCAAUUCGCCAUCUCCGACCGCUCCUCGCAGAACGUGCGCUGGGAGUCGCUGCCUUUCAAGCGGCGCCUGGCGAAGGUUCCACGGCACAAGGACGGGCGGGUGCUGGAAGUGGUGUUCCGCGCGAGCUGGGAUGAUGCCAAGAGCACCGUGAGCGUGCGGCCCUCCAAGAUCGCUCGCGCCCACGAGCUGCAAGAAGCGGCGCUCGAGUCGGCGGAGGCCGACGUGCUGCGAGAGCGGUCCCGGUCGCGGGAGCGCGAGCCGGUGCCUCUGCCUGGCAUGCCCGCGCCCCGAAGAGGUCCUGGUGUGACCGAGCCGGAGGCGAUGGCGCGCUCGACGCGAAGAUCCAGCCCGAGCAUUCCUCAAGAAGUGGAUGGGCAGCUGCAAAGCUCUCGCCGAAUCGCCGGCGCUCACCGGCGGGGUGUCGCUGACGGAGGCAACGCUGCGGACGUCGAGACGGCACACGGCUCGGCUGCCCAGCGAGCCGAGGGCCGGAGAUCCUGCCCGAGCUUUCCUCAAGAUGAGCAUCUGCACGGCGCCCGCCCAGCUGGCUCUCAUCGGCGGGGUGUUGCCGACGGAGGCGGCAACGCUGGCGCGGAUGUAGAGACGGCCGGCUGGUCGACAGGUCAGCGAACCGAGGGCCGCAGAUCCUGCCCGAGCUUUCCUCAAGACGAUGAGCAUCUGCACGGCUCUCGCCGCCCAGCCGGCGCACACCGGCGGGGUGUGGCCGACGGAAGCAACUCUGGCGCGGAGAUAGGCGAGACGGCCGGCUGGUCGACAGGCGGCGCCGGCGCCGGCGCCUCGCGGCCGCGGGGCGGCGCCUCCAGCGCCGGCGUGGCCGCGGCGGCCGCGACGGUGGCCUCGGCGGUGGAGAGGAUGGAGCGGGCGGCGGAGCGCGCCAGGACGGAAGCCAGCCGACACGGGGCCGGCGCGGCCAUCAAGGGCCGGGCCCUUCCAAGCGGGAGGAGGUCCGUCCCCACGCCGCCCUCGGCGGCCUCGGCCCGUGGAGCCCUUGCUUCCCAGCCGGAUCGGCGGCCGAUCCGGGAGGAUCGGCACGAGGAUGGCCGCAAGAUCGAAAGUGUGGACCGCCACUCGGGCGCUCGGCGCCCGGCUUCUGGCGUUGGGUCGCCCACCCAGAGGUCACGAGACGUCGGCGAGAGCGUCGAGGUGAGCCUUGGGCGUCCAGUCCCCGGCCCCGGCCUCGGCAGCUCGCCUUCCAGCCUUUCCACGGCCAGCAGGGCGCCAGGUCCGAAGGGCCCCGCCUUUGCGCGCGGCUCCGGCAGCGGGCCCGGGCUGCCGCGUCCGCCCGGGCUGGCGGCGGCGCCGCACCGCGAGGUCUUGGACGCCUCCGCCGCUCGCUUCAAUGCCGGAAGCCGCACCCCCCCUGCGGCCACCGGGACCGCUUCAGCGCGGCGGGAGUGGCUGGACCGGGAGGAGUCGGAAGUGUCCUGGGGCGAGUUGAGCGGCUCUGAGGGAGACGCGCUGGCGCCUGAAGAGCUGGCAUCGAGCGGCUCCCUGCGCCACGCGGUGGCGACGCUGGCGAAGCAGUUCGAGAAAGGCGGCUCGAGCAACGUGAUCGAGGCCGUGAGCCGCCACAGCCCGAUGGCAAGGGCCCCCGUGGCCGUGGCGAUUCGCCGGGCGCCUUUCAAGGCCUACCCCAAAGCCGCAAGCCCGGCGGCUGCGAGCGCGCGGAGUGGAGCUGGUGGAGCUAGAGGCGCGUUCGGCACGUCGGCGUCGGAUCUUGGCAAGCGCGGGGGCAGGGACUUUGAGCGGGAUGGCAAAUCCAUCGAAAGCGUCGACCGCCACCCUUCUGGCGCCGGAAGCGGCGAGCUCCAUGCGCGGCGGGUUGUCGAGAGCCCUGAGGUCGGCGUCCGUCACGGGCCAGGUAUUGGCACGCCAGCUGAAUUCUCAAAGCGCAACGCAAAAGAACCUGCCCAUGAUCGGCGCGAGGACGGCCACAGAUCCAUCGAGAGCGUGGACCGCCACUCUCCCGGCGUCGCCCGGCGGAGCGCGGAGCGGAUCGCGGGUCGAGAUGUGCCGGGCGAGCAGCCGAGCUCUGAAGCCAGUGUCCGUGGGCCAGGCAGUAUUGGCACCCAGCCAGCUGAAUUUCCAAAGCGCAACACCAAAGAGUCUGCAGAUGAUCGGCGCGAGGACGGCAGAUCCAUCAUCGAGAGCGUGGACCGCCACCCUUCGGGCGCCCGGGAGCCCCGCCGUCCGGCCAAAGCUGUGAGUUCUGCGCGCGGACCCAUCGCCGCCGGACCUGUCGCCGGAACCGCCGGAACCUUCAGCCCGCUGGCGAGGAGCCGCUCGGAUGUCCCUGUCCGCGACCGGGACGCCGAGGUCCGGCACUGCGCGGAUCUUCCCGCGGAGCUGCCCAAGGAUCGGCUUGCCGACAUCAGCCAGCCAGAGAGGCCACUGGACCGGGGAUCUGACACCGAGCCGGGCUCCGAUGUGUCCUGGGGCGAGACCAGUGGCUCAGAGGGCGAGGCCGACAUCCCAGUUGUGCUGGCGGCCAGCGAGCUGCUGCCGUGGUCCAACUCGGGGGGCCUGGGCCGCGUGGUGGCGUCGCUGGCGCGGCAGUUCGCCCUGCGGGGCCGCAAGACCAUGACCGUGGUGCCCAUGUACACGCGCCCCCCCCCCGAGGAAGGCUUCAAGUACAUUGGCUCCGCAUGGGUGCGUCUGGACAAGAGCGACCAGGAAGUUCGGUGCAUGCACAAGUACGUGAGCUAUGGCGAUGGCAAGGGUUGCGACCACGUGCUGCUUGACCACGGCUGCUACCAGCACCGGCCCCAUGGCCUCUACUGCGACUCCCGGACGGGGCAGGACUAUGGGGACAACCUCUACCGCUUCGCCAUGCUCUCGCUGGCGGCUUUGGAGGUCGCGCUGCGCAUCAACUUUGGCGGCCUGCCGUUUGGGCAGCGGGUCAUGUUCCUCUCGCACGACUGGCAGGCGGGUCUCCUGCCGGUGUACCUGGCGCACCAGUACCGCCGCGCCGGGGUAUAUCGGGAAGCCCGGACCCUGCACGUCAUUCACAACCUGGGCUACCAGGGCAAGUUCCCGGCGUCUCGCGCCGCGGUGCACACCCUGCUGGGCCUGGAGGAACCCGCGGGCCAGGACCUGCACCAGGACGCGGAUCUGAACAUCUGCAAGGCCGCCGUCCUUUGUGCAGACCGCGUGGUGACAGUCUCGCCCAGCUACGCCAGGGAGAUCCAGACGCCUCAAGGAGGCUGCGGCCUGGAGGAGGUGCUGAGCCAGAAGCAGAGGAUGCUGCGGUUGGCGGGGAUUCGGAAUGCGUUGGAUGACGACUGGGACCCCAGCAGCGACAAGCACAUCGUCCGCAGGUACAACCAGGAAAGCUUCCUGGCCGGGAGGAAGGAGUGCAAAGCCGCGCUGCAGAAGAAGCUGGGCCUCAGCGUGUCGCCCCGGGCGGUGCUCUUCGGCUUCGUGGGGCGUCUGACCUGGCAGAAGGGCGUGGACGUCUUGGUGCGCGUGGCGCCCUGGCUGCUGACCGCCGGCCUGGCGCCGCAGGCGGCGCCAUCCACGGGGCCCCGGGCGCAGAUAGUGAUCAUGGGCGAGGGCGAGCAGCAGUACAAGCACCUGGUGCAGGACCUUGAGAUGAGGAACCGCCGGGCGGUCUGCGGGCUCACGGGCUUCGACCCGGUGCUGGAGCACCAGAUGAUGGCAGGCUGCGACUUCAUCCUCAUGCCCUCGCGCUACGAGCCCUGCGGGCUCCCGCAGAUGGCGGCUUGCACCUACGGCGCGCUGCCGAUCGCCACCUGCACCGGGGGGCUAAAAGACUCAGUGCGAGGUGUGCAGCAGGAGCGCCCCACGGGAUUCCUGAUUCAGCCCCCGCUCUCUGAGUCCAGCUUGCGUCAGGCGCUGCGGGAUGCCAUGAUGCUCUACUUCCAGUCCCCGGGACGGUUCCAGCAGAUGCAGCGCAAUGCGAUGGCACAGGACUUCCGGUGGGGCCCUGCCAUUGACGAGUACGAGCACCAGAUGCGGCUGGCUUUGGUUUCUCCCCCGCAGCGGUGA